AGGUGAGGCUUAUAGAUCCAACUUCGCACCGACCCCCAACGAAAUUUGCAUGGCCUGGGGUUUCGAUGGUUGUCUUCCACCUUCCGUAUGCUUUGUAGUGCUUCUUCAAGCAUCAUAAAUUGUUCAAAGCGCUCGCGUUGCAUCUCUCCUCUCCCCUCAGAAAACUCGAUACCAGUUGCACAAGUUGAAUCUUGACUAGAAUACCCUCAUAUAUAUUGUCAAUUUUCACUUCACACAUCAUGCCUUUUUCCAUCGACUUGAAGGACCAAUGUAUUAUAGUUACCGGAGGAAAUCGUGGCAUUGGUCUCGCACUGUCCCAAGCGUGUGCUGAUUCCGGUGCUGCAGUCGGUAUUGUCUAUAACAGUGCCCAAGAUGCCCCAGAUCGCGCGGCCGAAAUUGCGAAGAGGUACGGUGUGAAGUGCAAGGCUUACCAAUGUGAUGUAGGAGACCAGGACAAAGUCAAGCAAGUCUUCCGAGAGAUUAACUCGGAGCUUGGUCCGGUGACUGGUUUGAUCGCCAAUGCCGGAGUUUCAGUGGUAAAAGAUGCCUUGCAAUACAACAAGGAGGACUUUUCCAAGAUCUUCAAUGUGAAUGUCUUUGGGGUCUUUAAUAGUGCACAAGCGAUUGCUCAGAUUUGGAUCGAAAACGGGUUUAAGAAAGGCAGCAUCGUUAUCACUUCUUCAAUGAGUUCCCAAAUUUGCAAUCGUCCCUUGACCCAAUGCUUCUAUAACUCUUCCAAGGCUGCCGUAUCCAAUCUCGGCAAAUGCCUUGCUGCCGAAUGGGCUGAUAAGUCCAUUCGUGUUAACAUGCUCUCUCCUGGUUAUGUCAAGACCGAUCAAACGUCGCACAUGGACCUUAGCUUGAGAGAUUUCCAAGCUGAUGGUGUACCGCUCAAACGUUUUGCUGAGCCCGAAGAAAUGGCGGGGCAAGCGAUUCUCUUGCUGAGCGCCAAAGCCUCUUACAUGACCGGAGGAGAGUACUUUGUCGAUGGCGGUAACUUGGUUUGGUAGAUCAAAAAGGUCAACCAAUUUCGAAGAUGCCCGGCUGUAUCCCAGUUGAUAAGCAACUCCGUUGAGUUACUGCUAGGAAAAAGGUUUUCCGACACAUAUUUUGCACAUGUAUUUGAAAUUUUAUUUAGCUUAGCGCAGACACGCAUGAUGAGUAAGAUAUAGUGACUUGGUGCGGUCAA
Messenger RNA from Puccinia graminis f. sp. tritici CRL 75-36-700-3, 1189 nucleotides. Its product is annotated as NADP-dependent mannitol dehydrogenase. The coding region runs from base 240 to 1010 and encodes 256 amino acids. Gene Ontology annotation, molecular function: oxidoreductase activity, acting on NAD(P)H, oxygen as acceptor. The transcript has 11 exons. Gene Ontology annotation, cellular component: intracellular anatomical structure. Lineage: Eukaryota; Fungi; Basidiomycota; Pucciniomycetes; Pucciniales; Pucciniaceae. The record is from RefSeq and is a predicted model, not a curated record.